Gossypium arboreum is the source of this 1043-nucleotide messenger RNA. RefSeq lists its product as uncharacterized. The transcript has a single exon. The record is from RefSeq and is a predicted model, not a curated record. Bases 487 to 891 code for a protein of 134 amino acids. Lineage: Eukaryota; Viridiplantae; Streptophyta; Magnoliopsida; Malvales; Malvaceae.
AUUCAUGUAUUUUAAAUAUGUUUUAUUUUGAAUUUGAGAUACAUUUAAUUUCAAAAGUUAAUGACUAAGCCGAUUGAAUGACCUUAUUAAUAUGAUACUAUUAAUUUAAGUUUGAGACCUAAUUUAUAAUUUGGUCAUAAUUUGAGCGUCUGAUGCAAUUAACCUUUGGUUCUAUAGGGAUUUCUUUUUGGUUUUUAGUCCCAAUAAAAUUCAUAUAACUAUGCUUUGUCUAUUAAGUAAUAGAUGCAGGCCCAGUUAAAAUGGGUUUGGGGCUUUGGGCUUAUUGAGAAACAGGAAUUGAUCUACAAUACAAAGGAGGAAACUGAAUUAAAUUUAAAACUAAAUAAGAAAAUUCUAGUAGACGUUAGUUGAACGAGUUUUGCCCGGUGGUGAAGAAAAUAAGUUGGUCAACUGUUAACGCUUGUAAACAGGUUGCGGUUAGGAAUUGAGAAGCAGUUGCAGCAAAUCCUUUCAUUUACGACACAUAUGCCGUGCUUCACGGCAAUUCAGCUAAACAUCCUAACCGUCCUCCUCUUCUUCUGUUGCUGGGCGCCGAUCGCGCGAUCCUUGCCGGAUAAUUCGGGAUCUAUCCGGUUACCUUCCGGCGGAUUUACAAACGCCGAUGAGAACGAAGGCGUCUCCGCUCGAUUCAAUAAGCCGUCAUCCUGCCCGGUCAAUUGCUUCCGAACGGAGCCCGUUUGCGGCUUUGAUGGCGUCACCUACUGGUGCGGUCGCGCCGAUGCAUUAUGUGCCGGUACUCGCGUGGCGAAAGUAGGAUUUUGUGAGGUCGGGAGCGGAGGUAGCGCGUCGUUUCCUGGUCAGGCUCUGCUUUUGGUUCAUAUUGUUUGGCUCCUCUUGCUUGGCUUUUCUGUAUUGUGUGGUCUUUUUUAAUGUUUCCAAACACAGACUUUUUUUGUGUGUUAUUUUUCCUCUCUCGGAUUCUAUCUGGAUUCCAUUUGCCUACCAUGUCAUUUUCUCAUCUGUAUUACUGUAAAUCAUAUUCUUUGUAUUAAUAUACCAAUUUGGUUCUCCUUUCAUUAUAA